Alnus glutinosa is the source of this 723-nucleotide messenger RNA. Its product is annotated as large ribosomal subunit protein eL32z-like. Bases 155 to 556 code for a protein of 133 amino acids. The record is from RefSeq and is a predicted model, not a curated record. Gene Ontology annotation, cellular component: ribosome; cytosolic large ribosomal subunit. Gene Ontology annotation, biological process: translation. NCBI's taxonomy places the organism in Eukaryota, Viridiplantae, Streptophyta, Magnoliopsida, Fagales, Betulaceae. The transcript is spliced from 4 exons. Gene Ontology annotation, molecular function: structural constituent of ribosome.
CGUGAAGAAUCGACGGCUAUCCUCAUUCCCAAACAGACCUCUUACGCCAAAAACCCUAAUCUGUUAACCCCUCGCCUAUAUAAACUCGACCGAACCUUACUAUUGGUAUACUCGGCGGCUCUAAAGCCAACCCUAAUUCUUAAGGUAAGCGAAAAUGGCGGUGCCGUUGCUGACGAAGAAGAUCGUGAAGAAGCGGGUUAAGCAGUUCAAACGCCCACAGAGCGACCGCAAGAUCUCUGUCAAGACAAACUGGCGCAGGCCAAAGGGUAUUGACUCUCGUGUAAGAAGGAAGUUCAAGGGAUGCACAUUGAUGCCCAACAUUGGUUAUGGUACAGACAAGAAGACCCGCCAUUAUCUUCCUAAUGGUUUCAAGAAAUUUGUUGUGCACAACGCCAAGGAACUUGAGCUGCUGAUGAUGCACAACAGGACCUACUGUGCUGAGAUUGCACACAAUGUGUCCACAAGGAAGAGAAAAGAGAUUGUGGAGAGAGCCGCCCAGCUUGAUGUUGUUGUGACCAACAAGCUUGCCAGGUUGCGCAGCCAGGAAGAUGAAUGAGAUUGAAAUUUUCAUAUGUUGGAUUAUGUUUUGUAGUGAGCUUUUUUUAGCAUGUGCACAUUUUGUGGGGGUUUUCUUAUAUUUUUCCCAAGAAUUGUAUCCAGUUUAUAGACAUCCCUGUGGGGUGAUACUUUUAGUUUAAAUCAUGUUGAGCUCUCUAACAGUCA